Molecule: messenger RNA, 875 nt
Organism: Molossus molossus (Pallas's mastiff bat)
Lineage: Eukaryota; Metazoa; Chordata; Mammalia; Chiroptera; Molossidae
Gene: CSRP2
Product: cysteine and glycine rich protein 2
Exons: 6
Coding region: 64-645 (193 amino acids)
Biological process (GO): sarcomere organization; muscle tissue development
Cellular component (GO): nucleus; Z disc; cytoplasm
Molecular function (GO): structural constituent of muscle; actinin binding
Source: RefSeq, a predicted model, not a curated record
GCCGCACUCCCUCCGACUCUGCUCCCAGCUCUGCCGGCGGUGCGUCGUCCUGCCCGACUCGAGAUGCCGGUGUGGGGCGGAGGAAACCAGUGCGGGGCCUGCGGGAGGACCGUGUACCACGCCGAGGAGGUGCAGUGUGACGGGAGAAGCUUCCACCGCUGCUGCUUUCUGUGCAUGGUUUGCAGGAAAAAUUUAGAUAGCACAACGGUGGCAAUCCAUGAUGAAGAGAUCUACUGCAAAUCCUGCUACGGAAAGAAGUACGGGCCAAAAGGCUACGGUUAUGGCCAGGGUGCUGGCACACUCAACAUGGACCGGGGAGAGAGGCUGGGCAUCAAGCCGGAGAGUGUUCAACCUCACAGGCCUACCACAAAUCCAAACACUUCUAAAUUUGCUCAGAAAUAUGGAGGAGCUGAGAAGUGUUCCAGAUGUGGGGAUUCCGUGUACGCUGCCGAGAAGAUCAUAGGAGCAGGGAAGCCCUGGCACAAAAACUGCUUCCGCUGCGCCAAGUGUGGAAAGAGUCUCGAAUCAACAACUCUGACUGAGAAAGAAGGUGAAAUCUAUUGUAAAGGAUGCUAUGCAAAGAACUUUGGACCCAAAGGAUUUGGCUAUGGCCAGGGAGCGGGAGCCCUUGUUCAUGCUCAGUAAAGGUUAAACCCAGAACCAAGAUCACACACUGAGAAUCUCUCCAUAAUCUAGGCACAGAUAAUCUAACACUAAACUACUGUGAAAUUCUACCAGCACUUACGUACUGUAUAUUGCCCUGUACUUGCAUAGGCUGCUGACUUGUAGGAAGAGAGCACUGUAUCCUUUUUGCUUUAUUCAUCAGCAUUUUCAAGAACCAUUUCUUCUACAUUUUAAAUAAAACUUCAGCUUGA